Messenger RNA from Ricinus communis (castor bean), 1188 nucleotides. Its product is annotated as strigolactone esterase D14. NCBI's taxonomy places the organism in Eukaryota, Viridiplantae, Streptophyta, Magnoliopsida, Malpighiales, Euphorbiaceae. The transcript is spliced from 2 exons. Bases 46 to 885 code for a protein of 279 amino acids. The record is from RefSeq and is a predicted model, not a curated record.
CUGCAUGCGAGGGUUACAGGUAUUUCUUCAGUAGUCUUGCUAAACAUGGAUGUGCUUUAUAACCAUGGAGGAGGUGUAGCUGAAGCUCUAAAUGCUAAGGUGUAUGGAAAUGGAACUGAAACUCUAGUCCUUGCUCAUGGGUUUGGUUCAGACCAGAAUGUUUGGCAAUUUCUCAUACCCUAUCUUGCUUGCUGCUUCAAAAUUGUGGUUUUUGACUUGGUUUUUUCACCUAAUGUUAACUCCAGCCUUUAUGAUCCAAUCAAGUACUCCAAUCUCACUGGCUAUGCAAGGGAUCUAUUAAGCCUUCUUGAUGAGUUAAAUGUUAAUAAGACCAUCUACCUGGGUCAUUCUAUGUCUGCCAUGAUUGGCUGCACUGCUGCACUACAAAGGCCACACCUCUUUCAGCACCUUGUUUUACUUGGUGGCUCUCCAAGGUAUCUUAAUGCUGAAGGAUAUCAUGGGGGAUUUGAGAGAUCAGACGUCAAGGCAAUACUUAGAAGCAUGAAUCACAACUUUUCAAGUUGGGUUCAAGGCUUUGCUCCGGUAGCUGUUGGUAUGAACAACACAGAGGCUAUCACAAUAUUUGCAAACAGCUUGGGACGAAUGAAACCAAGUAUAGCACAUAGUGUUGCGAAAACUGUGUUUUUAAGUGACCUAAGAAGAAUUUUGCCACAAGUUUCAGUGCCUUGCACUAUAAUCCAGUCUAAGAAAGACAUCAUUGUUCCAGAAUUUGUUGCCCAUUACAUGAAAAAGAAACUUGGUGGUUAUGCCAAGGUUAAGAUACUGAAAACAGAAGGCCAUUUUCCUCACCUGACAGCUUACCCUUUGCUUUUGAAGGCAUUGAAGAAAGUGGGUACCAAUUCAGGAACUAGAACUCUGGCUUGAAUACUCAGAAAUUAAAACCAUUAUAUGAAGAGUGUAGUGUGGUUGGAAAACUUUCAUCGGAAGAUGUAAAGUAUUCUUCCAGCAAUGUGUAAAAUUCAUACAAGGACACCUUUUUCUUUUCUGCUCUUACCAUUUAUGAGUGCUAUCCGAGUGAUGUAGGUCCAACAAAUACCAGCCAGAAAAUAGAGGGGAAGCAAACAAGAAAGGCAAGUCCAAGUUUUUUCUUCUUUCUUUCCUUUUCUUAAAAGUCGCCAAAUUAUGCAAUUUGAGAGCAAGUAAUGUGAAUUUAAGGUGUUUCUGUUA